Messenger RNA from Vicugna pacos (alpaca), 1046 nucleotides. It is a transcript of the gene STARD5, whose product is annotated as StAR related lipid transfer domain containing 5. Lineage: Eukaryota; Metazoa; Chordata; Mammalia; Artiodactyla; Camelidae. The record is from RefSeq and is a predicted model, not a curated record. Gene Ontology annotation, molecular function: cholesterol binding; cholesterol transfer activity. Gene Ontology annotation, biological process: cholesterol import.
GGUCGGGCGAUCUCCGGCUCUGCCAAUCUCAGAGCGGGGCGGGACCCGUCCGACGGCCUGGGACCAAACCGAGGGCGGGGGCGGGGCUCCGGGCUCGGCUCCGGGUCCCUGCUUUCCGGCUUCCCCGAUCCUAGUCCCCGGCCUCCGCCACCGCUCACCACACCGGCGACCCCGGAGCCUCGUGCAGCUUUCGGCGCAAUGGACCCGGCGCUGGCCGCACAGAUAAGCGAGGCGGUGGCGGAGAAGAUGCUUCAGUACCGGCGAGACAAGUCAGGCUGGAAGAUUUGCCGGGAAGGCAACGGAGUUUCAGUUUCCUGGAGGCCGUCUGUGGAGUUUCCAGGGAACCUGUACCGGGGAGAAGGCAUCGUGAAUGGGACACCAGAGCAGGUGUGGGACUGCGUGAAGCCAUUGGCUGGGACCCUCCGAGAUAAAUGGGAUGAGAAUGUGGCCGGUUUUGAAAUUAUCGAAAGCAUCACUGAUACACUGUGCAUCUGCCGAACGACCACCCCCUCGGCCGCCAUGAAGCUCAUUUCUCCCAGAGACUUCGUGGACCUGGCGCUGGCCAAGAAGUAUGAGGAUGGGACCAUCAGUUCCAAUGCCACCCAUGUGGAGUAUUCAUCCUGUCCCCCGAGGCCGGGUUAUGUGAGAGGAUUUAACCAUCCUUGUGGCUGCUUCUGCGAGCCUCUGCCAGGGGAGCCCCACAAGACCAGCGUGGUCGCGUUCUUCCAGACCGACCUCAGCGGCUACCUCCCGCAGGGCGUGGUGGACUCCUUCUUCCCCCGCAGCAUGGCCGGCUUCUACGCCAACCUUCAGAAGGCAGUGAAGAAAUUCUACGGCUGACAUCCUGGCCUGCUGGCAGAGAACUGGCAUGACUCUCGUGGAGCUGCAGUUACCAGGACACUGGAAUGCCUUCGAGAACUGUGUUUGUCCCUUGAAACCCGCUGACGGACAGCUCUCCUGGAGCAUCAGCCAAGGGCGGCCCUGGCCCUUCCUGCUCCUCCUUCUACUCGGCUCCACCUGGGAGGAGCUUCUGCCAUUUUCCAAAC